UUGAGUCUCAAGAUUUUCGACAUUCUGUUAUUUUCCAAGCAGUAAGUUUAGCAGGGGAAUCGUGGAUGGAUACAAAAUGAGUGAACAUAGGGUACCGGUGCAAGUUCCUCCGAGACCACAUUUUUCCCGAGGAGGCGGAAGAGGACGUCAACCACCCAAGAGUUCCGGAUGUAGACCACCUCCCAAUGUUCAUAAUUCAUCUUCAGUACAGCCACCAUCUACAACGAUUGGACGACACAAAGAGCCCCGGCCUCCCAAAAUUGUGACCAACUCUCCACCUACUCCGUACGAUAGCUCUGAGCUUCUGGAGGCAUUGAAAGGGAUCCAGCAAACAGCCCAGUGCUGCUCAUGCCACAAACUAUUGGUGUCUGCCAGGAGCUGUGCCAGCGGCCAUGGCAUUUGCUCCAACUGCAGGAACAAAUGCCACAAAGUGUGUCCGCUAUGCGACUCCUUCAUUCCGAACUGCAAACCUGUCAUGCUCAACAGCAUAAUCAAAUUGCUCCCGAGAAAAUGCAACUACAGUAACAAAGGUUGUGAACACAUGGCCCUAGCUAGUGACCAGGACCACGAGAUGUUUUGUCGUUUCCGUAACGUUUCUUGCCGCUUCCCAUCUUGUGGUACAAAGUGGAUGGCCAAAGAUUUGCUUCGUCAUCUUGAGGAUACGCAUGGUAAGAAUAUUAUACGAACAGCUUCCCACAACAGCAUUAUGAUAGGUUUUGAUGCCAGUAUUGAAAGAAAAGGUUUUGCAGCUAUUGUCGCAUUCAACAAUAUUAUCUGGCAGCAUACAAAGUGUGGAAGAAAUCGGGUGCUCCAGUUGUAUCAGUACGUUCCAAUGGAAAAACCGAAAGUGAAGUUUUCGGUAAUUGUCAAUUUUUAUACCCCUGAACGUAGUUUUUCUGCCAAAACCCCUAUUCACAUUGACAAGUUUGACCCAGAGCAUUUGUUUAAAGAUAAAGAAACGUUCUGUCUACCUAAAACAUUCGCAGCUUCUUUCAGUCAGUUCUAUGCUGGAGUAAACUACAAUUUCAAAAUAAUCAAGGAGGAUUUGUAAAUCUAUAAAUGCACAAAACUGGUGAAACCUUGUGUUAGCUCUGUUAAGUCGCAAGCAGUCUCUUCAUUAUUAUCUUACAACUUUAACAUUAACAGACCAGUUAAAAAGUGCAGUCAUGUUAUCUUGCCCCUUACUCUGGCAAAAAGGUUAUGCACUAAAAAAAUAAUAUAGGCUAAUAAUAGCAUCUUGUAAGAUUGUUACCUUCGAUUUCAUGGUAUGUUUAAUAUUAAAAGGUGCAGUCAUGUUAUCUUGCCCCUUACUCUGGCAAAAAGGUUAUGCACUAAAAAAAAUAAUAUAGGCUAAUAAUAGCAUCUUGUAAGAUUGUUACCUUCGAUUUCAUGGUAUGGUUAAUAUUAAAAGGUGCAGUCAUGUUAUCUUGCCCCUUACUCUGGCAAAAAAGUUAUGCAGUAAAAAACUAGGUAUAGGGUAAUAUUGUAA
Macrosteles quadrilineatus (aster leafhopper) is the source of this 1489-nucleotide messenger RNA. Its product is annotated as E3 ubiquitin-protein ligase siah-1-like. The record is from RefSeq and is a predicted model, not a curated record. NCBI's taxonomy places the organism in Eukaryota, Metazoa, Arthropoda, Insecta, Hemiptera, Cicadellidae. The coding region runs from base 77 to 1051 and encodes 324 amino acids. Gene Ontology annotation, biological process: proteasome-mediated ubiquitin-dependent protein catabolic process; multicellular organism development. Gene Ontology annotation, cellular component: cytoplasm. Gene Ontology annotation, molecular function: ubiquitin protein ligase activity; ubiquitin conjugating enzyme binding; zinc ion binding. The transcript has 3 exons.